This is a messenger RNA of Coregonus sp. 'balchen', 2185 nucleotides long. Lineage: Eukaryota; Metazoa; Chordata; Actinopteri; Salmoniformes; Salmonidae. The record is from the annotation of a GenBank genome assembly.
AUGAACUUGCAUGAUAUCAACCUGUGCUACACAUACAACAUGAUACAGCAGACGAUCCGCUCUAUCAAAGAGACUGCUAAGUUUGACAGUGAGUUUACAUCAGCCAGCAACUACAGUAACUCAUUUAGCUAGCUAGACCAGGGUAGGGGUCUCCAAUAGGUCGAUCAAAAAUACAUGCAAUUUUUACGUGUUCAACCGCAAAACUGUCAUAAACAAGUCUCACAAGUAUCAGACACCGCAAGCUCCCAGCUACUAUCUAAUCAACGCAACAUUGACAUUAUCCCACCCCUGGUUAGCCACUUCUGGCUUAAAAAGCCUAACACAAUAUCUGCCAAUUAAUUUCCAGCAAUAUUGUCACUGUAUGACUGUGUGGUGCGUGCAUUUGUCCAUCACUCCAUGUGUAGCCAGUUGAUGUGACAACCAUCUUGUGGGUUGAAAGAAAUACUUACCCCAAAACCUUCUAAAUUAAAUGUUAACUGCAAAGUAGGCUUAUCUGGCAGAAGUAUAUCAUGAGUAAGUAUAUAAUUGGUAUCUAUUAUUUGUAAACUUUGCCAUGAAAGGGUGCAGCAGUACAGAACCAUCGCUAGGCCAGCACAUUAGAUGUCGCAUUCUUUUUUUAUCUUCUAUGAUAUCAUGGCGGUCCACAAACAAACGUUUAAAGUGUGUGCCGCCACCUAAGAUUAUGAACCCUGCCAAGAUAGCCUACAUAGGAGGCCUAUUGUGUGUUGUUUUCUUUGCCUGUGUUUUAUAAAUAUGACCUGUGUGUGCCUGGAUGCAGAGUAUAGCUAUGACUGGAACACCAGUGUGAUAGAUCCGAAGAUUAAGUUUCAACACUGGACAGCUGAUGACCUGCUCAACCAGAGACAUCAGUUUGAGAUUUUUGACACCAACAAUGACCGCCCGCUGUACUUUGACGAGUUGUGAGAGAACACAGUAAAUUCAGAUGUGACUUUUACUAAUGUCAUGAUGUGGCUACUCAGCGAUUUUUAACUGAAGAGGCUGUAGGUGGCAGCACACAAAUUCCAUAACACGAUAACGAGGUAGUCUUAUCAUGAGUCUCUCUGUCCUGGUUUCGAAACAUCUCACAUGAAUAAAAGUGGGUGCUACUAUCGCAGACUUACUUCCAUUCCUCUCCUCUACCUCCUAACAGUUCCUCAUAUCUGAACAUAGUCAACUAUGAAGGCCAGAAAGGCGAUAAUUAACAAUGCACAAAUCCAACUACAAUUCCAUAAAUUUUGAGGAGUAUCUUCUUCUUCUUUGGUAUUAUGGCGGUCCGCAAACAAAUGUUAUAGGUGCAUGCCAUCACCUACUGUGUUGGCUGUGUAUCAGCCUACUAUUCUGUAGUAUGAAUUCAUUACACUUUGUGAAAAAUUCUCUCUACCAACUAACCCGGUCCUCUGUAGCUCAGCUGGUAGAGCACGGUGCUUGUAACGCCAAGGUAGUGGGUUCGAUCCCCGGGACCACCCAUACACAAAAAAAGUUAUGCACGAAUGACUCUAAGUCGCUUUGGAUAAAAGUGUCUGCUAAAUGGCAUAUUCUUAUUCUUAUUCUAACCCUACAUCCAUAAAAACCUCAUCACUAUUCCACUACUUUGGCCCUAUCUGAUCCUACACCACCAGGCUGGCAGCCUGGGAGGACGGGACACUAUAGUUCAAAACACCUUGUAACUUCUGCAGUAAAAUCUCGUACACCCAAGUACUUCUCUGCAGCUGCCACCACAAUGUCUAUCCUUUGUGAUUUACAUUCCAUUCCUGCUAUACAGUUGUCAUGAAUGCCAAAACACCAACCUUACUGAAGCAUGUUAUUACUAUCACUCUCUAUUGACCUCGGCCUUGAGGAGUUCCCCCAGGUAGAGCACACACAUAAUUACAUUAUUUAACCUGUUUUGGACAUAUUAUAAGAAGCAGUGAUGUGAAGCUUCUGCAUCUACUUACAACCAACACCUUGUUCGUUUUUAUUGCAGAACAGAGGAUGUGUCCCUGUAUAUUUUGUGUCUAGGUCUAUAUUGUGAUUAUAUUGGUCUGUAUUGUGACUGUGUUGUCUCCCCUCCUACAGCUGUUGUAUGACCUUAAGCAGGGCGCAACUGCCUCUCGAGAGCGAGGACAACAAGGACACGGCCACCGGUGGCAUCUGUGAGGUGGCACGCAUGGACACCUUACAGCAGAUGUGCUAUGGUGUCUUCUAA